Messenger RNA from Exophiala bonariae, 1788 nucleotides. RefSeq lists its product as uncharacterized. Gene Ontology annotation, biological process: transmembrane transport. The transcript has 3 exons. The record is from RefSeq and is a predicted model, not a curated record. Gene Ontology annotation, molecular function: transmembrane transporter activity. Gene Ontology annotation, cellular component: fungal-type vacuole membrane. The coding region runs from base 1 to 1788 and encodes 595 amino acids. Lineage: Eukaryota; Fungi; Ascomycota; Eurotiomycetes; Chaetothyriales; Herpotrichiellaceae.
AUGUCUAGUACGGUCACGCGACCGCUGAAAUGGUUCUACCAUGAAUUCGGCAUCGACUCGCUGCAGGCAACCGGGCGAAAUGCCUACCUCAUCAUCCUGGCUCGGACAUUUCGAAUGUUUGCGUACGGGACGAAUUCAUUAAUCCUAGCCAUCUUCUUCUCCUCGUUAAAAUACUCGGACCACCAAAUCGGCAUCUUCAUGACCCUGACACUGUUGGGCGAUGUCUUUCUCGGGACGUUCCUGACACUGAUCGCCGACCGGGUGGGCCGACGAAAAAUGCUGAUGGCGGGCUCGGUGCUCAUGGUCCUCAGCGGGAUCGUGUUCGCCAUCUUUGAAAACUUCUGGAUCUUGCUGAUGGCUGCCAUCCUGGGCGUGAUCAGCGUCACUGGGGGCGAUUUCGGUCCCUUUCGGAGUAUCGAGGAAUCAAUGCUGUCACAGUUGACGACCCCGUCGACCAGGGCUGAUACGUUAGCUUGGUACGUGACGACCUCGACGCUGGGGUCCAGCGCCGGGAGCGAGGCAUCAGGACGCAUCAUCCACUACCUGAAGGAUGGACGAGGGUGGACGGAAGUGGAGACGUAUCACGCGCUGUUUUGGGUGUACACGGUGAUGGGCGUCGUGAAUGCACUGCUGGUCCUACCACUGACGAGCGCGUGUGAACUGGGCGCCGAUAAAGGUUCGAGCAACGAGGCAUACAGCCAGGUGCCCCAGGACGAAGAUGUGCAGGAGAUGAGCGAGCGACGGAGUCCACCUCGAGACAACAGUCGAACCACCGGGUCCGCAUCACCAACAACAGCAGCAACAGCGACGUUCGAACCACCAUUACUCGAAGCACUACCACACCAACCACCAACCCUCGCAGGCCGCAUCAAACACUGGCUCACCAAGAAUUUCACGCAGAUCUCCUCGACAACGCGCAGCAUCAUGUACAAGCUGUGGUUCCUCCUGGUGAUCGACUCGCUCGCGGACGGAAUGGUCCCCUACAGCCUGACGAACUACUACAUGGACACGAAGUUCCACCCAGCGAAGUCCACGCUUGGCGACAUCACGUCUGUCAGUUACUUCCUGGGGGCGAUCGGGGCGGCGUUCGCGGGGCCGCUGGCGCGCAAGAUCGGGCUCAUCAACACCAUGGUCUUCACGCACGUGCCGUCGUCCGCCGCCGUGCUGUUCUUCCCGCUCCCACCCUCCCUGUGGCUCACGGCGGGACUGCUGCUCGUGCGCACCGGCCUCAAUAACAUGGACCAGGCGCCGCGCUCGGCGUUCAUCGCCGCCGUCGUCAAGCCCGAGGAGCGCACUGCCGUCAUGGGCAUCACCAGUAUGGUGCGCACGCUGGCCGCGAUGAUGGGCCCGUCCGUCACGGGCCUGUUGGCAUCAAACCAAAAGUUCUGGAUCGCGUUCGUUGUCGCGGGCGUGUGCCGUCUGCUCUAUGAUUUUGGCUUAUAUGCCAUGUUUGUGAAUAUGAAAUUGCAUCAGCAUGAGGGUGGGGAUGCCGGGGAGGGGAAAUAUGGCGUGUCCUCCCUGCCAAACGGUCAUCGAAGGCGUGACUUUGAUGAAGAGGUGGAGUUGGAGAUGGGCAGUCUUGCAGGUUCCUCGUCGAGGUCGUCUUCUUCCUCAGACGGUGCGUAUGGCGAGAUAGCGACAUCCAAGUCCAAGUCGGGAUUGAAUGCGAACCACUCGCAGAUUGGCAGUGACAACGGCGGGCUCCAGAUACCAUCUGUGGCACAGGGAACACAUCCAGAACGAGUCCGUAGUAGGAGUCCGCAUCGAUCGACGGCUCUUAUGGAUUAA